AUGGGUGGAGCAGCAUCGGCCGUGAAGCGGCUGACGCAUUCCUUAAGAAACAAGACUAGCCGAGCAAGGGAAUCAGCAGCAGUGCACCCUGAAGGGCAACGUCCAAAGCCAGAUGUGCCCACAGAACUGCACAAUUUCCCCAGCGGCAACAACGCGCUUGGCCCUUCGCAAGGCGAAGCAAAGAAGAGCCGAGAAAGGUUUGAAGAUGUGGUUGGGCUCGGUGAGAGCCCAGGGGAACCGCUCGAGGAGACGCCAAGGACUUCAAGGACUCAGCAUGAUGUUCCGAUCGUACCAGGACCGACAGAGCAAGAAGACAGAAGUAUUUCUCCCAGCAGGCAGCCUUCACGACACAUUCAGGAGGCCGUCACACCGGACAAGCAUCCUGCACCGCCUCAUCCAUGGGUUCUGGUCCCAUACGAGGACGAUGCCUACUACUGGAACACUGAAACGGAUGAGGUCACCUGGGACUUUCCAGUGUUUGCACCCGGCGAUGCAAAAGGAGAUGUGCUUCAGGAUACGCAGGUGCCUCAGGUGCCUGUUUUAGGUCUUUCGGAGUCUGAGGGUGAGGACGAGGCGGACCUCAUGGAUGUGUUGACCGCUUGCCGCGAAGCGAAGGCCUGGUCCAUGCCAGAGAUGGCACAGAUGGCACAGCAUGGCAUGCCACAUGAUCCGGCUUGCAGUCCGGCAAGCGCCGAUGAGGAGAUCUCUCCUCAAGAACAGCUUGCCUUAGCUGCAACUUGUGCAUCCAGCGUCACUUCCAUCAGAAUGGAACAGCCACCAACUUCAACACCUAUUUCAAAAGAGACGGCUGGAGAGCCGGAGGCAGAGCAAAGACUUCAUGAAGGUCCACAGGAAAAGCCGGUGGAUGGUAAGUGGAUUGCAGAGCUCGAAGACGAGGAGAUCAAUAGGCUGCCAUGUGAAAGAUUUGAAAGUGUGCCAAAUGAACCUUUGGAUACUUCUGCAUCCCUGGGGGCUGGCUCAUUUACGGUGAUGAAGGCUGAAGGACAAAGCAGUGGGACACCUGUAUCUCCGCCAUCUCCGCCAUCUCCGUCAUCUCCAGCAUCUCUCCCAUCUCGAACAUCUCAUACAUCUCGCACAUCUCCUAUCUUUGCAAGGAGGCCGGACGACUCCGAGGACUCUGAGGAUUCUGAGGAUUCUGCGGACGCUGAGGACGCUGAGGACACUGAUGUGGGACAUGGAAAGUAUCUGCCAAAGGUGUCUCACGUGGAUGUGAGAUCAGCAGAGACUUCACCGGUCUCUGCUUUAGUGCUUCCUGCAGGAGGCAGUGUGCCCACCCGACAUGUAAGCAGAGCGAGCCAGUUCUACGAUCUAGUGAAGUUGCGUUGUCACUCUGUCAGCCCUGAUGGUGCUGAAGGAGCAUGCAGCUUCUUCGACACUUACCGAGUUUUGCGCCAGCGAGGGCAAAGCCAAGCUGUUCAGCUCUCUUCGAUGGCACUGCCUGGCUGGGACCAGGAAGCGCCUGUGGAGGCUUCGCCGAGUUCAGACGAAGGCUUUGCCGAAGCCUUUGCUGAAGGCAUUCCCCAAGGCAAGCGCGAGCUCCAUUCACAGGACAGGCUAAGCCUGCUUGCAGCCGAUGCCGCAGUUUCCAAAAGACCGCCACCAAGUGGCUCCCGUCCAUCCACAACGCCGGCUCCACUGGAUUGUAAAAAGGACGCAACCUCCGCAAAGCGAAAGUACCCGAAGAGAGCUGCGCCAAAGAGUCUCAAGAGUGUGUUGAGAGCCGCACCAAAGCGCAGAGACCAAAGGUUAGCAUCUCCUGCCCGGGCAACAGCGGAUGCAGCGCUGGUGGCGGCCUAUACUGGAGUGGCUUGCGGAAGCACUCGUCCUUUACACCAGCGUCCGAAAUGGCAGUGA
Symbiodinium natans is the source of this 1875-nucleotide messenger RNA. Lineage: Eukaryota; Dinophyceae; Suessiales; Symbiodiniaceae. The record is from the annotation of a GenBank genome assembly.